Andrographis paniculata is the source of this 1232-nucleotide messenger RNA. Its product is annotated as cationic peroxidase 1-like. NCBI's taxonomy places the organism in Eukaryota, Viridiplantae, Streptophyta, Magnoliopsida, Lamiales, Acanthaceae. The record is from RefSeq and is a predicted model, not a curated record. The transcript is spliced from 3 exons. Bases 41 to 991 code for a protein of 316 amino acids. Gene Ontology annotation, molecular function: heme binding; peroxidase activity. Gene Ontology annotation, biological process: response to oxidative stress; hydrogen peroxide catabolic process.
CCCUAAUUCUUAACCUAAACUCAAUCAAAAUCCCCAAAUCAUGUCUCUCUUAACAUUCACAACCCUUCUUCUUCUAUCCAUGGCUGUCAUAGCCUUUGCUCAGCCACUGCAUCCCGGUUAUUACGACGCAAUCUGCCCUCAGGCUUUGCCUGUGGUUCGCCGCGUCGUGGAGGAAGCCGUGCAGCAAGAAAAGCGCAUCGGAGCUUCCAUACUGCGCCUGCAUUUUCACGAUUGUUUCGUUGAUGGCUGCGAUGGUUCGAUCCUCUUAGAUUCGACGCCACAGUUUGUGAGCGAGAAGUUCGCAGUGCCUAACAACAACUCGGCUCGAGGGUUUGAUGUUAUCGAUAGAAUCAAGUAUGAGGUCGAUCAGGCUUGCGGAGGGCCAGUCGUGUCGUGUGCUGACAUUCUUACGCUUGCUGCUCGCGAUUCCGUCGUUGCGUUGGGAGGUCCGACUUGGGAAGUUCCACUUGGAAGGCGGGAUUCGACAUUCGCCAACAUAACAAAGGCCAACAACGACAUUCCAGCCCCGUUCAUGGAUGUCCCGGCGCUAGUCGCAUCUUUCAACAAACAAGGCCUCGACCUCAAAGACAUGGUCACGCUCUCUGGUGGCCACACACUCGGCUUUGCUCAGUGCCGCCUCUUUCGCUCUCGGAUCUACAACGACACCAACAUAGACAGCGAUUUCCGGAGCCAACUUCAGGCCAUUUGCCCGCCCACCGGGGCCGGCACUAAUCUCCAACCUCUCGACCCUACACCGGCAUUUUUCGACACAAAAUAUUACAACAACAUUGUGGUAGAAAAGGGGCUUUUGCACUCUGAUCAAGCCCUCUUCACCACUCAAGAAACAGCUCUUCUUGUCAACACUUUCAGCAAUAAUCUUGAUGCAUUUGCAAAAGAGUUUGCAAAGUCGAUGGUGAAAAUGGGGAAGAUAAAGCCAUUGACAGGGGAUGAAGGACAAAUUCGAUGCAACUGCAGGAAAGUUAAUAAUUGAUUAAUUGAGAUUUAUAUAUAUAUAUAUAUCAUUGUUCUAUCAUUCAAUUUAUACAUAAGGUGUAUGGUUUGUGUAGUUUCUGAAUUUUUGACAAUUUCCUCGUUUGUAUCCAUAAUAAAAAUCACAUUGAGUGUUUUAUGUAUUAUCAAAAGUUAAAUAGUAUGAAUUAAUUUUCUAUGUGUGUUAGAAGUUCAAAUGAACAGAAGAAGAUUGAUGAUUGGGGAUUAGGUUUUGACUGCUU